AUGAAAGUAAGCAGCGACAUGAUCAAGGAAAUGUACGAAGAAGCAGAGAACGUUUGGGUUCCUGAAAUGGUUAAACUCAUGAAAGAAACAAAGGAACCAUUCAUAAAUGUCAUAUAUGAUUUUGGAGAUGCUGCUCAUCCAAUAACCCCGCACAGCUCAAGGAGCACAAACAUGGCAAUAUUAGACGCAGCAGUUUUAGGCAAGUGCCUUGAGAAGCGUGGAGUAGAAAAUCUGCAUUCUGCGCUCGGAGAAUUUCAGUCCAUACGGCUUCCAGCUGUUUCGAAACAAGUACUGCAUUCUCGGUAUGUGGGUCACAUCAAACAAGGUUUAGUUCUUUCUGAUCGCAACCCAUUUGAUCCAAUGAUAGCAAAGCCAGAGGAAUGCCAAAUACUUCUGCAGAGAAGCGUGCCCUUCCUUGGCGAUGCUCCUUCAAUAUUACUUUAG
Molecule: messenger RNA, 444 nt
Organism: Camellia sinensis
Lineage: Eukaryota; Viridiplantae; Streptophyta; Magnoliopsida; Ericales; Theaceae
Source: RefSeq, a predicted model, not a curated record